AUGAAAGCAGCCGUAGCAACAGGAGAAACAGAUCAGUUAAGUACCGUCGUUGACAACUACCCAAUCCCAGAAAUCAAUGAUGAUCAAAUUUUGUUAAAAGCACAUUCAUUUGCAAUAAAUCCAAUUGAUUAUAAACAUAUAGAGUUUGGAAUUGCUCAGAAGGGGGAUAUAUUAGGUGACGAUGUUAGUGGUAUUGUUGAAAAAGUUGGGUCAAAUGUUAAAGGUUUUAAAAAAGGUGACUUCAUAAGUUCAUUUGUUAGUGGAGAUGUUGCUAAAACCAAUGGUGCUUUUGCUGAGUAUGUUGCUGUUGAACCUCAAGCUACUGUUAAAUAUGAACAAUUAAUUGAUGAAGUUGAUAUAAAAAGUGGUCUCAUAAAAACAUUUGAUGGUGCUGCAAGUGUAACUUUAGGUUUAGUUACAGUUGGUAUUUCAUUCGCUUAUUCUUUAGAAAUUCCUGAAAAUAAGCAAGAUGGUGAUUUCAUUUUAAUUUGGGGUGGUUCAACAGCUACUGGUAUUUUAGCUAUUCAGUUAGCUAAAUUGAUAUAUGGAUUAAAUGUUAUUACUACUGCAUCACCAAAAAACUUUGACUAUUUAAAAUCAUUAGGAGCGGAUUAUGUUUUCAAUUAUAAUGAUUCAGAUAUAGUUUCCAAAAUUAAAGAUCUUACAAAGGGCAAAUUGAGAUUCUCAUUAGAUGUUGUUGGAACAGCUGAUACUUUACAAAAGAUAUACGACGCUACUGCUGAUGUCAAAGGUGAUGUUUAUAUUGAUAAUGUAUUAUUAGCACAACAAGAUGAUAUAAAUUUAGAUAACAACAGAAAUAACUCAAACUUACAUUGGGGUACAACAUUAUCAUUCUUAGUUAUAGAUGAAGUUAAAAAUUUAGGUGCUGCUAUCCCAAGACCUGAAGAUUUAUUUAAAUAUUAUAAUCCCUGGUGGUUUGAUGUCUUACCUAAAUAUAUUGCACAAUUGAAAAAUGGUAAUUUAAAAAUAUUGAAAGAUGGUUUAGCAAGUGCUGAUGAAGGGUUAAAAUUAAUUCAUAAGGGGGUUUCUAAUGAAAAAAUUGUUUUUAAUGUUUAG
Molecule: messenger RNA, 1077 nt
Organism: Lodderomyces jiufengensis
Lineage: Eukaryota; Fungi; Ascomycota; Pichiomycetes; Serinales; Debaryomycetaceae
Product: zinc-binding alcohol dehydrogenase family protein
Exons: 1
Coding region: 1-1077 (358 amino acids)
Molecular function (GO): oxidoreductase activity, acting on NAD(P)H
Source: RefSeq, a predicted model, not a curated record